Anopheles stephensi (Asian malaria mosquito) is the source of this 1338-nucleotide messenger RNA. RefSeq names its product sal-like protein 1 (gene Prdm13). The record is from RefSeq and is a predicted model, not a curated record. Bases 1 to 1335 code for a protein of 444 amino acids. Gene Ontology annotation, cellular component: nucleus. The transcript is spliced from 2 exons. NCBI's taxonomy places the organism in Eukaryota, Metazoa, Arthropoda, Insecta, Diptera, Culicidae.
AUGUUUCCAUCGACCACCUUUGUCCCAACUCCGGGCGUCGAAGGAUCUCCACCGUUCGUGCGAAAGUUUCGGCCGGAAAUUGAUCUCCACCUGAACGUUAGUCCCGAACCGAUGUCCGAUGGGUACGAGGGUUAUGCCGAUCUAUCCUCACAGUCGUCUACCUCCGGUACGAUCCCGAGGCGUGCUGCCUCACCUUCUACUUCGGUUUGUGCACUCGGCUUUCUACCGAUGGAUUCCGUCUCGAAGGGUUACGUACCGGAGGAGGUGUGUCUGAAGGCAGCCCAUUCUACGAUAGGUGCAUCGUCGGGUUCUCGCACGACUAUGAUACGGAAGUCAUCCUCUACCGGACUACUGACGACGAACGAAUCAGCGACGGCGAUGAAAAGCUCCAACUGGAUCCGCUCGAUCCGGCUGGCUAGUGAUGUGCGAAGCUUUAAUGCACUGUUGGAGCUUACGACGACACAGCUGCUUCGUGUGAGGCUCACCGGUGAUGUGAGCAACGGUGAGGAGCUGAAGCUAUGGUUCUCGGAGGACGUGAUAGCGCACAUGCAGAUACCUUUCCUCACGCCCAUUAACAUUCAACGACAAAACUGCUACGUUUGCCACCUGUGUCAGAAAUCGUACGAAUAUCCCAAUCCACUCAAAAUCCAUCUCGCGACCAACUGUAACCGUGAACCCAUCUCGAUCCUUUGGCACCGUUUACAUCAAGCCCUCGCCACGCGUUACGGAGGUCCAUUCAAUCCGCUGUACGAAUUCCAACCGUGGCGAAAUUCCGCUUUCCGGCCCGUGCUUAAUGCACACGUCGUGAAAAUGGAUCACAUUUCACCUCCGACUUCAAAUCGUCGCAUCCAUCAUCCACCACCGGUAGAACCUGUGGCCGCUGAUGAACCGACCGGAGCACAUCUCGUCACCGCAGCCCAUCUGGAAACGAUCGUCAGCAAUAUGGGAUCCUCGAAACAGGGCCAUGUGUGCAUUUACUGUGGGAAGUUGUAUUCGCGCAAGUACGGACUAAAGAUACACAUCCGGACGCAUACCGGCUUCAAGCCGCUCAAGUGCCAAUACUGUCUGCGCCCCUUCGGUGAUCCGAGCAACCUCAACAAGCACAUCCGACUUCAUCGCCAGCACGAUGGUUCGCUGUACGAGUGUAAUCUGUGCGGGAAGAAGCUGGCCCGCCGGCGGGAUCUACAGCGACAUCUACAGGCGAGGCACAAUAGCACGCAGAUAAUCGAUCAAUCCACCACCUCGGAGGAUGACGAUGAUGAUGAUGAUGAGCAUGCGGAUACUACACAGCGGCGAAGUACGAGCAGUGGUGGACGUCGGCAGGUGGAUAGUUGAGCC